Molecule: messenger RNA, 3271 nt
Organism: Hippoglossus stenolepis (Pacific halibut)
Lineage: Eukaryota; Metazoa; Chordata; Actinopteri; Pleuronectiformes; Pleuronectidae
Gene: gramd1c
Product: GRAM domain containing 1c
Exons: 18
Coding region: 160-2115 (651 amino acids)
Biological process (GO): intracellular sterol transport
Cellular component (GO): plasma membrane; endoplasmic reticulum-plasma membrane contact site; endoplasmic reticulum membrane
Molecular function (GO): sterol binding; sterol transfer activity
Source: RefSeq, a predicted model, not a curated record
GUGGCAUGCACCUGCAGCUCACUUCACUCAGAGCUGUGAGGGACGAGCAGUGUCUUCCUGUGGCAACUUUAUCUCGCUCACACACAGAGGAAGUCCUGGGUCCGUUCCGUGCCAGCGGAUCUUUGUCUCUAUUUGGAUGUGAGCAGUGCAGCAGAGCAGAUGGAGCAGGUAUCCAGCCGGUCAGGACUGGGCAGUGAUGACAUUCCAGAUGAGACCACAUCAAUGGAGAAUGUCAGAUGGAGUUCUGAUGAGAGCUCUGACCCUCAGGGACAGUGUCUCGCCGCGCCUACGACUCCUCUGCCAACCUACAAGCAGAAAUAUGACGAGUUUAAGAAGCUGUUCAAAGAGCUGCCGGAGUCCGAGAGACUCAUAGUGGACUACCCAUGUGCGCUCCAGAGGGAAAUCCUCCUUCAGGGACGCCUCUACCUGUCGGAGAAUUGGCUCUGUUUCUACAGCAAUGUGUUUCGGGGCACCAAGAUCACACUGACCCUGAAAGACAUCACAACGAUGAGCCGAGAGAAAACGGCGCGGCUGAUUCCCAACGCGAUCCAGGUCUGCAUGGGCACAGAGAAGUUCUUCCUCACCUCCUUCUCUGCGAGAGAGAAAAGCUACCAGACGGUUUUCCGCAUGUGGCAGAACACACUGCUGAACAAGCCGCUGACCAGCUCGGAGUUUUGGCAGAUGGUGAAACAGCAUUAUGGGCAUGACCUGGGCCUGAGCCAUGAGGAGAUGGAGUGCAUGCAGAUAGCGUCGGAAUUGAACAUGCAGAGCAGCCUGACAGCGAGGCCCGGUGGGGAUGAUGGUACUGGCAGGUUGGAGCGGCCCCCUUCCCUGCGCCUGCCUGUGCUGGAGCAUGGGCCCUUAGACACCUCCACCCCUCAGGGGGAGGAUAUGCCUUCCCCUUUUGGCUCGCAGAAUUCAGCAAACAUGGAUGACUCUCGGAGCACCCUGUCCCAGCGCCGCAGUCCUGCCCCGUCGCUGGACCGCCUGGCGCCAGAACGGGCCUCCAAGCGCUCCUCGCUGUCCCUUGACCUCAACGCCAAUGAGAAUGGCGUUUCUGAGCCGAGCUGUUCAGACAGCAUUGAAGAAGUGGAGGAGCGAGUGGGUCUGACCCAGGUGCAGGGUCGAGUCAAUUUAAACAAGGUCUUCCACAUCAGCGCCGUCAAAAUGUUCGAGCUGAUCUUCACUGACUCCAACUUCAUCCGCAGGUUUAUGAGCGUCAGGAAGAUAACCAGUCCCACCUUCUCCGCCUGGCAAAAAGACGCCUCGGGAAACAUGAAGAGGAGCCUGAACUACACAGUUGCCAUCAGCAACCCCCUGAUUGGCAAGUUCUCCACGGCCACAGAGAACCAGACGCUGUACAAAGAAUCCAGUGAUGGUCAGCAUUACCUCGUGGACUGUGAGGUGUACGCUCACGACAUUCCUUAUCACGAUUACUUCUACACUCACAACAGAUACUGCAUCAAGAGUAGCUCGAAGCGGAAGUGCCGUCUAAGCAUUUACACCGAUGUGAAGUAUAAGAAGCAGCCAUGGGGCCUGGUCAAGUCCUUCAUCACUAAAAACUCCUGGAGCGGCAUAGAAGAUUAUUUCAGACAGCUCGAAACGGAGCUGCUGGAGGAGGAAGCCGAGCUGAAUCAGGGAGGCGGCGACCCAGGGAAGAUUGGUGGGCUGCGGAGGAGGAGGAGGACGUACAGCCGGACGCUGCCAGAGCACAUGAAGCCCAACAAGCAGUAUGGACAAGAUCCAGAGCAGCACAGAGAUGGCAACAUGGGCCCCAUGGAAAUGAAAGGGUCGGGCGGAUGGAACAUGACAACGAUAGUAGCUGGGAUGAGUCUGAUUUUGUUGAUUCUGACGCUGCUGAAUCUGGGCCUGUUUUUCAAGCUGUGGGCCAUGGAGGAUGUAGCCCACCGCAUGUACCUGAGCACAAAGCAUCGCCUGAGGGAGAGGAGCGAGGCCAGCCUGGUCCAGGGCCCUGUGCACAGAACCAGAGACGAGCUGUACCUUCUGAAGAAUGUACUGCAGGACUCCAUCAACCUUUUAGAGCAGCUCCGCAGCUCUCUCGUUGUGCUACAACAAAACUUCGCCAUGGCCAAUCAGACGGCAGCGCCGCAGUGACGCUCCUCAUCCGUUGACCAUCGAACGCCAACCCCCCCGUUUACCCUGUAGAGGAAAGACAGGACAGCAGGACCCAACUGCCGCUGAUGUUGCCAUGAAGACGUCCCCAGACCCCCUGACAUGCCAUGUGUUGCCAGGGGUUACGCUAACCCAAAGCCUGUCGUGGGGCCUCAGGUGUCAGGAUGUUUUUAAAACGCUAACUGACUGAUGCGAGGACACGGUGACAUCAGCGUCCGCCACAGGUGGAGCGGGGGGGAUUAUCGUCAGCUCCCAUCGCUGCCUCUGCUGCGACUCGUCUCCUACACGGUGGCAGUGGAUCUCAGAAAACUUCCCUCAAGUGCCUGACUGUAUUCUGACGGACCUCACACCACAUCCGAUGAACUGUUGUCCACUCUUAGAAACAGAGCUGUUGAAUAACAUUGAUUCACAAAUUCUAAUUUUGCACAUUUUAACAUUUGCACAAGUGCCUCGUAGACUAUAGGCUAUAUUUUAGAUAUCUUUUUAGAUUAUUAUAUUUUCUAAUAAAAAUUGUGGUAUCUGCAGCUCUAAUUCUAAACUUUGUCUUCUCUUUUGUAAUCAUGAGAUUGUUGCUCUAUAUAAACUGCAGGGAAUGCUGCAACUUUAAAUUGACUUUAGAUUGCAAGCGGAAAACUUUACUUUGUAUGGAGCCAAAUCUGGCGUACAGAACAUGUGGCUGUAAGGGCCACAUAUUUAAUACAUAUUUUAUUAAUUUAUAGCUCUGCUCUGGACCAAAAGUCCAAACAACGAUGACGUGUUCGAUUUAUCUCUGUCUUCUGUACAUGAAUAAUCACACUUGUCUGUAUUUUUCUCCUUGUAUGUGUAGGGUCAGUGGGACUAUCUCAGGUUAUAACAGCACUGUACAUUCACUAUGUCAACAUCAUACACACAACUUCUGUUCUGUGAUUUUCACAUCGAUAUAAACACUGGUUAUUGUGUUUCUUUAUAAUCACUUGUUGGCGACACACCACUAAAAUUCUCUUGAGCCGUUCUUUGAUGUUUACAGUGUCGCCCAACUCUCUCUGGAUAACCUUGCUCAGCGUUUCUCAUUUGAAACCACGUCUUCGAGCCACCACUUGUUUCUGUGUUGUACAGUUUUAGAUAUAUUGCAAUGUAAUAAAUAUGAUCUCUUAACUCA